Messenger RNA from Aspergillus vadensis CBS 113365, 871 nucleotides. RefSeq lists its product as uncharacterized. Lineage: Eukaryota; Fungi; Ascomycota; Eurotiomycetes; Eurotiales; Aspergillaceae. The record is from RefSeq and is a predicted model, not a curated record. The coding region runs from base 332 to 778 and encodes 148 amino acids. The transcript has a single exon.
AUAGUAAUUGCUAGCGAUGAAGAUACCAAGUCCAAGAACUAAGGAUAGAUGCUAAUAUCGGUCGGAUUGGACAGAAGGGGCGUCUGCAUGAGCCGGGUAAGGAAUGUGGCUGCACCGUCGACAGCGGAAGCGGAGUAAGUCGAUUAUUACUAUUUGAUGCUGAAGCCGGUUGGAUACUAUCCGGUGGAGAGUGACCCCCAAGAAAUUGAUUGCUGGAGUCGAUAGUUUGAGGGGACGGCGUUGAAAGCGCGAUUGAAUAACGAAUGUGGUUCCGGUAAUAUGGAAGAGGAUGAGGGGGUGAAGGGGGAAGGAGAGACAGUGACCGAAAAGUAUGCGACGCGAGAAAGCAAUGCAAGAGAGAAAAGAAAAGAGAGGAAGAGAGAGAGAGAGAGAGAGAGAGCUGGAGGAAGGCGAGAGAGUAGAAUGCAAAAUAAAAUCAAAUGGGAAAAAAAAGAGCAACGAUCGCUUUGGAAGGUAUGGAAGACUAGAAAAAAAAGAAGGGAUCUGGAUUCCUUUCGAUCGUCAUUCUGGUUACCCUUUAUUUUUCUUGAUGGGGUUUACUGUAUUGGUCUUAUUUUCCCAAAUUUCUCAUUUUGCCCAUCUCAGGUUCCAAAGUAUUAUUCCAUUUUCUAUUUUCUUUUUUUCUACUGCCUGUUUAACCAAAGCCAAUGAUUUGACAUUGACUCAAUGGACUACCACUUUUCAGACUUCUCUCCGUCCCUCACAAGCUGACGGGGGGGAAGCAGAAGCGUGGAAAGUGGAUUAUGAUUCUGAAUGACUGGAUUGAAUUAUUAUUAUUUAUUAUUAUGUGGGAUCGCAUUAUUGGGCCCAAUUGGCCAGCGCUGCGAUGGUCGCUGGAACCCAAAGCGGA